Closterium sp. Yama58-4 is the source of this 1050-nucleotide messenger RNA. The record is from the annotation of a GenBank genome assembly. Lineage: Eukaryota; Viridiplantae; Streptophyta; Zygnematophyceae; Desmidiales; Closteriaceae.
AUGGACGUGUGGGGCCCCGCCCCCGUUCCUGGGCCAAGCCUGGAGCGCUACUUCCUGCUGGUCGUCGACAACUACACGCGCUAUACCACGGUGUUUCUCUUGCAGCGCAAGGGCGAUGUCCGUCUUGUUCUGAUCCCUUGGAUACGCGCUGUUCGUCGCCAGCUGAGCGCACGGUUCGAUCAAGACCUCCCGGUACUCCGUCUGCACUCUGACCGUGGAGGUGAGUUUUCCUCCAAUCUCCUUGAGGACUUUUGUCGUGAUGAGGGCAUCACCCAGUCAUUCACGCUUCCGGCCUCUCCACAGCAGAAUGGGAUUGCUGAGCGCCGCAUUGGCUUGGUCAUGGAGGUUGCUCGCACGACCACGAUCCAUGCGGCCUCUCCCCAUUUUUUGUUGCCGUUUGCGGUCCGAUACGCAGCGCAUCAGCUCAACCUCUGGCCCCCCGUCUCCGAGCCAGAGACCUCAUCUACCCUCCGUUGGACGGGGGAGGUUGGCGAUGCGUCGGCGUUUCAGAUCUGGGGUUCGAUUGCCCUUGUCCGCAAUACUACAAUAUCGGACAAGCUCUCUUCUCGCACCCCUGUCGUUGUGGACUCCGGUGCUGCUGGAGGUGGUGGCGCUGGAGGUAUAGGCUUUGGGGGCGCUGGCGCUGGAGGUGCUAAUCUUGGAGGUACUGAGUCUGGGGGUGCUGCACUUGGAGGUGGGCAGCAGCUGCCGUCGCGUCCUCAGGAGACUCUCUCUCUACAGCAGCUACGUGAGAGUGCUGACUCUGGGGGUGCUGAGCGUGGAGGCGGACAGCCGCUGCCGUCGCGUCCGCGGGAGACUCUCGCGCCGCAGCAGCGGCGUGAGUGGGUAGUCGGACGCCGUGCUGACUCUGCAGGUGUUGGUUUUGGGGUGCUGGGCGUGAUGGUGCUGCCACUGGAGGAACUGAGCCUGUGGUUGCUGAUACUAGAGGCGCUGGAGGUAAUGGAGCAGGAGGUGCUGCGGCUGCUGGUGCUGGAGGUACAAGAGCCGGAGGCACAUGAGCUGGAGGUGCUGGGGGUUCUCGUGCGAUAG